This is a messenger RNA of Peniophora sp. CBMAI 1063, 663 nucleotides long. Lineage: Eukaryota; Fungi; Basidiomycota; Agaricomycetes; Russulales; Peniophoraceae. The record is from the annotation of a GenBank genome assembly.
AUGGUCCUCUUUUCGUGUGCGGUAUGCUUGGAUGAGUGGUCUGAUCCUGAGACCCUGAGGUCUCUAGCAUGCGGGCAUAUCUUCUGCGGCGCGUGUAUCCGGGAACUCCUCAUGCAACCCCGGCCGCAAUGCCCCACCUGUCGUGCAGGUCCCAUCCGGCCUUCCCACCUCCGCCCCGUCUACAUCACCGUCGAAACGCGCGCCGGGUCUGAAAGUAUGACAUCGAAUGACGCUUCAUCGCGCAGAAUAGAGGCGCUAGAGAGAUCCAUACGUGACCUGCGAGUGGAUGGGAGGGCGCUUUCAUAUUUGGCCGAACAGCUGACGGAUGCGCGGGACGAGCUCGCAGAGCUCAGGGAGGAGGCACGACGCGUUCGCAAUGAGCACCGCCAUUCCACGGAGCUGGCUUAUAGUCGCUUGGAUGAGCUUGAAGAUGCUCAGAGCGAGUUAGAUCGUCUCAGAACGGAGCUGCAGCGUGCGCGUGAGACGGCACGCGUCAAUGAGAUGAAGUACAAGAACUUGAAUGUCAAUGUUCAAGGCGCCGUCAAGACAUUAUCCAGAUUCUCGGAGCCUCUCGACAAUUCUUUACCGCGGUCGCGUCCAAAUUGCAAUAGCAUCCGCACCUCCUACGAUUCGCGCGUCGGUAAGGGUGGCGGUUUCUGGUAA